Molecule: messenger RNA, 9204 nt
Organism: Anguilla anguilla (European eel)
Lineage: Eukaryota; Metazoa; Chordata; Actinopteri; Anguilliformes; Anguillidae
Gene: greb1l
Product: GREB1 like retinoic acid receptor coactivator
Exons: 34
Coding region: 208-6132 (1974 amino acids)
Biological process (GO): multicellular organism development; kidney development
Source: RefSeq, a predicted model, not a curated record
CCCAUACUGACAUCCGUAGAGCUAGCGUCACGCUGCUAGAAGACAGUCGGCGACUCAGUUUUUGCUGUCUUUUUUUGAAUGGACGAGAACUCCAAGAUUUUUCUGCAAGAAAAAACAUGGUAGAGUGGCACAGUUGAGCACUGACCUGACCUACAGGGGGCAGCGAUGAACAUGUCCCAUUGCAUCUGAGAGCCACAUCGCAAGAGAAUGGGGAACUCGUAUGCUGGCCAGCUGAAGUCAGCCCGCUUUGAGGAGGCGCUCCACAGCUCCAUUGAGGCCUCCCUGCGCUCUAGCAGCGCAGCUCCGCGCCCCUUCUUCACCCAGCUCUACCUGGAGCCAGAGCAUUACCGCGGCAACCCCGAAGACAUGAAGCCCAGGAUGGAGAUCUCCCUGCAGUACUCGGAGCGGACUGGCCAGGAGCUCCGCCCCAGCCAAGCCUCCAACAGCACCAAGGAGGAGGACAUGGAGGAUGAGGAGGAGGACGAGGACGAGGAAGCCUCCGACCCCAGCGCCACCCCCAUCCCUUACCUACAGGGCCCUCCCCCUGAUGGCUCCUGCACCCUGGACGGGUUCUGCCAGGCCGGGAAAGACCUGCGUCUGGUCUCCAUGGGGACGGAACAUAUCGAGGUUCCUGCCGGGUUUGAACUAGUUGGGGCUAAGUCACCCAACAUCCCCGGACACAUACUGGUCUGCUUAGUGGACAGGCGCUUUCUGCCGGACGACAACGGGAAAAAUGCACUUUUAGGAUUUUCAGGGAAUUGCGUGGGUUGUGGGGAGAAGGGGUUCCGCUACUUCACGGAAUUUUCAAACCACAUCAACCUGAAGCUGGCCACACAACCUAAGAAACAGAAGCACUUAAAGUACUACCUUGUGCAGAACUCUCAGGGUGCUCUGUGUAAAGGACCACUCAUCUGCUGGAAAGACUGUAAAACAAAGCAGUCCGGCAGUACUGUUUCCCCGUCAAAGCCCAGCUCCUCAUCCUCACCAAAAAACCAGGAUAAAGGGGUGACGAGCGGCCGUGACUCCUCCCCCUUCUCUCCCUCAGAUUCCCUUCUGACUGGGAGCCAAUCCACAACUACCACCGGACCACGUGUGGGCCAGGACCUGGCGAGGGAGUGCCUAUUCCCCAAACCAAGGGACUCGACCCCACCCCAAGGGACCAAGACUUUGCCUAUAGUUCCCACUGCUCUGCGGGUUAAUGGCCUGACCAGCAGCUUGACUAAUGGAGGAAGAGUGGGCAUGCUAAGCCCCUCCAUAGCCCCACCCACAGGGACCCAGGCCAUCAGCCAGAGCACUGGAUACCGAAUGCCUGAACCAGCCCAGCACAACUCAGCUUCGUCCGCCAUGAACUCGGGCCCCCCUAAGAAGCGCCAUCGUAGCUGGCACCCGGGGUCUCCUGUGCCCGUCCCCGCUGCUCCAGCACCAGCCGUCAGGCCCAUGGCCCGUCUGUCGGAAUCCUACCCAGUCCCUACCCCUCGGUCACCGCCAUCAGGAGUCCUACAGCCCCAGCCCCUCCCUGCCGGAGAGACUGUCAUAGUCCCCGACAACCUCCUCAGCAUCUCUGGCGUCCGGCCCGUCAUCCUCAUAGGUUGUGGUACUUUACCAUACUUCUUUGGCAAUGUGGGGGACAUCGUGGUGAGCCCCCUACUGGUGAGCUGCUACAAGUGCGGACAACUGAGCGGGGAGAGCCUGGAGGAACUUGGUGUGCCGAGCGGCCAGCUUCCCAACACAGAGGUCAUGGUCCUGCUCACACUGCAGUACCUGGUGCGGCUAGGCCCGGACCACAUCCCGCUGCGGGAGGAGUUUGAGCAGAUCGCCCUGCGGGUGAUGCGGCAGGGCCAGGCCGGGGCGUCCGUGCCCCCGGCCCAGCUGGGCUGGCUGGCGCGUCUGGCGGCCAGCGUUUCGGGCGACUCGGUGCAGGUCCUGCUGGCCCACAGCUCGCUCGGGGAGGGCAUCUCCGAGGCGCUGCGCUCGCUGGGCGAGGCCCCGCGCCGGCCCCGUCGCCCCGACUACGUGGCGGUCAUCUGCGCCUCCCCGGAGCGCGGGACAGAGUUCUGCGUGCUGGUGCUGGGAAAGUACCAGUCCAGAGCCCUGGCAGAGAGCAUGCUCACCACCAAUGAGCUCCUGAAGGAGAUCAGCUAUGAGCUCAUCACGGGCAAAGUCAGCGACCUGGCCUCCCACUUUAGAACCACCUCCCUAGGGGACAGCCUGGACAGGCAGCUGGCCAGAUUCCAGCAGAGGAGGGGUGAGCUGGUGACCCCACCCUUCCAUGCAGACAUCAGCGACUGCAUCCACACACAGGAGGCUGCAGCUAUGGUGCCCACUGCAGACUUGGAUCCAAUCACUGAGGCAUUUCAGAUCUACCCUCCGCAAGUGGGCGUGGCACACUGCCUCCUCUCCCAGGUCUGCUCCAUCUCUGAAUCAGCCAAUCAGAGCCUGGACCUGAGCCGCUUCUGCAAAGUGGAUUUCCUCGUACUGGUCCCGCCCUCCCAGGUGCUGAUGCACCAGACAGCACAGCGAAUCAGACAAUCGGGAAUUCUGACAGAUCUUGGUGUCGAGGACGCCGUCUCUGCCCAUCAGAAGUCAGACAAAUAUGUUGUUCGUCUGGAUAGCGAAGUCCACCCCAAAAUCGAGGCCUUUCUGCGGAGGGUCAGGCAGAAUCCCUGCACCCUCCACAUCCUCAUCCAUGACAACUCACAUGUAGACCUGACUAGCGCGCUCCUGGGCUCGGCCUGCCACGGCGAGCCGCAGGGCCUGGCCGACCGCGUGGUGAACUGCCAGGAGGUCCUGGAGGCCACCAACCUGCUGGUGCUCCAGGUCAGCUCCUUCCCCUUCACCCUGCAGACCCAGCAGACCCGCAUCAGCAUCCACAACGAGAUGCACUGGCCCCAGCACGACAGCCCGGGGGAGACCUCGCCCGAGGAGCAGGUGUACUUUGGCCUGAGCGACUACAGCCGCUCACUGCAAUGGGGCGUGGCCAGCCCCAUCCUGCGUUGCGACGACGCCUUUGAGAAGAUGGUCAACGCCCUGCUGGACAGGUCAGUCUUCAACAGGCACCUCCACCUGCACAGCAUGGUGGUGCGCAGCUACCUGCUGAUCCAGCAGUACACCGAGGCCCUGAUGGCGCUGAUGGCCGCCCCGGCGCUGUGGGACCACACCACCCCCGAGACGCGGGCCAUCGUGGAGGACCUGAUCGGGUCCCCGGGGCGGGGCCAGGGCGGGCGGGGCCACAUGCUCCUGCUGCGGGUCCCCUCCCUGCAGCUGGCCAUGCUGGCGCGCGAGCGGCUGGAGGAGGUGCGCGACAGGCUGGGGCUCCAAUUCCGAUUCGCCGUGCUGCUGGGAAGCCCCGCCUCCGAGCUCAGUCUCCCGCCCCAUUUCAUCGCCCGUCUAAAGGCUUGGCGGGGCUGUGACAGUGAGGACUGGGUGCCGCACACCUAUGAGGACCUGGAGGGGCUGCCCUGCAUCGUCAUCCUGACUGGGAAGGACCCCCUGGGAGAGACCUUCCCAAGAUCUCUGAAGUACUGCGACCUGCGCCUGAUCGACUCCAGCUACCUGACGCGCACCGCGCUGGAGCAGGAGGUGGGCCUGGCCUGCACGCACGUGUCCGGGAGGGCCAAGCAGGAGCCCUGGGGGCCCGCGGAGGCGGAGGACGGGGGCUCCAGCACCACACCCGGCCCCAGCGACCCCGACGACCUCGCCAUGGAUCUGGAGAGGCCGCAGAGCAACGGCAGCGCCGUCACGGGAACCUCAGGCUCCGUCACAGAGAAUGGCGUGAGCUCCUCCACCCAGAAGCCCUCCACCUCCAGCUGCGCCUCUGGGCCUGGUGGUGCGGAGGCAGAGGAAGGGGGCGUCGCCCACGGGGGGGUUAAACAGGAGUGCGACUCCCAGGGCAGCCAGCUGUCCAGCCCCAACUCCUCGGCCCCCCAGUCCACGUACUCCUCUCCCUCCUGCUCCUCCUCCUCCUCCCCCUCCUCGCCCUCGUCCUCGGCCCAGCGGCCCAGCCAGUCCAGCCAGCCCCCCCGCUGCGGCAGCCCCCUCGCCGCCACGCCCCGCACCGUCAUCCUGUCGCGGGCCGCCUACAGCCUGCUGGCGGGCGAGCGCGGGGGCCAGCUGCGCUCCUCCUCCCUCCUCCCCCACGCCGACGUGGCCUGGAGCAGCCCCCUGCGGCCCCCCCUGCGCCAGGACGUCCCGGGGCCCGAGCAGUCCCUCUAUUACCGCAAGUGGACCAGCGCCCGGCAGCACCACGCCGACCACAGCAACCAGGCGGGCCACGCCGGCCCGGUCCCGCCCCACCCCCGCCGCCUCAUGCUCAGUGGACCACCGCAGGUGGGAAAGACUGGGGCCUACCUGCACUUCCUGCGCGUCCUGUUCCGCAUGCUGAUCCGCCUGCAGGAAGUGGAGGUUUAUGACGAGGACGAGCUCGGAGCUGACCAAGUGGAGAGCUCACAGACCACGCUACCCACCAGCAUGAAGUGGCCAGACGUUGAAGAGAUCCAAAAAAUGGCCUUUGACCUUUUCCCUCGAGAUCCCAAGUUCAGACGGGCCAGCCCCAUUUAUAGUGAAUGCAUGCCGAAGUCCGCACAAGGCCAGAGCUCUGAAACCAAGCAAGAGGGGCCUGCUAAGCAUGGCACAAUGUCAGUGAUGUUGACAAAGUUUGCUGCCCACAAUGCAUUUCACCACUGCGAACAGUGCCAUCACUACAGAGAGGCAAGCCUUGUGACUCAGGUGUCGGACUACACCUUCCACUCAUACACCAUCAGCUCCGCCCGCCUGGGGGAGGAGCUCCAACUGCACUUUCUCAUUCCCAAGUCGAAGGAGCACCACUUCAUCUUCAGCCAGCAGGGCCGUCAGCUGGAGAGCAUGCGCCUUCCCCUGGUCUCCGACAAGGGCCCUGACCUGCUGAAGAGCCCAAUCUUCACCCCCACCAGGGGGCGCCAGGAGCAUGGUCUGCUCAACAUCUUCCAUGCUAUGGAGGGUGCUGCCCAUCUGCACAUCCUGGUGGUGAAGGAGUACGAGAUGCCCCUCUACAGGAAGUACUGGCCUAACCACAUCCUUCUGGUGCUCCCCGCCUCAUUCAACAGUUCCGGAGUGGGAGCUGCCCGGUUCCUCAUUAAGGAGCUGUCCCACCAGAACCUGGAGCGGGAGAGGAGCCGCCAGGAGGCGCAGGGGAGGAGGAGGAAGGACGUGUGGCCCUUCGUGGUCAUGAUGGAUGACUCGUGCGUGCUGUGGAACACCCAUCAGCCCCAGGAACAGAGCAGUGACGCGGUGGAGGGGUCGCACGGCUACACCAACGUCUCACUCAAGGCCGUGCUGCAGCACAUGGAGGCCACGCCCAAGAUCACGCUGUACGCCCUCUGCGGGGUGCGCAAGUGGAGCAGCCAGCUGGCCGCCCGGCGCGGGACCGCCCCCUUCUCCCGGUGCCACCUGCACCACUUUGUGAUGCUCAACGUGGACCUGACGCAGAACGUCCAGUAUGACCUGAACCGGUACAGUUGUGAGGAGGUGGACUUUAACCUGCAGGCCCACAGCAGCGGCCUGCUCCUCUGCCGCUUUAACAGCUUCAGCCUGAUGAAGAAGCGCAUCCCUUCAGGGGGACACAGGGACUUCAGCGUCACGCCCAAGAUCCUGGUGUCAGAGAACCCGGCCCCCAUCAGCCCUUCCCAGUACGUUUGCGCCCCGGACAGCGAGCACAUGCUGCUCGCGGCCCCGCCCCACUUCCUGCUGGAGAAGUUCCUGCAGCACAGCGGCCACAGGCUCUUCCCCAAGGCAGUGCGCAACCACAGCCACCCGCUGCUGUCCAUCGACAGCUACCUCAACCUCGGUCCUGAGGUGUUGGUGUGUUACGUGAGUUCGCGGCCGCAGCCUGCCUGCGUGGAUCACCGGGGCGUGGUGUUCAGUGGGCUGCUUCUGUACCUGGCCGACUCAUUCGUGGUCCCGAGCCUUCUCAGCAAGUUCCGGUUCCUCAAAGGUGCCACGCUGUGUGUGAUCUCACAGGACCGCAGCUCCCUGCGGCAGACCAUCGUCAGGCUGGAACUGGAGGACGAGUGGCAGUUCCGUCUCCGGGACGAGUUCCAGACGGCCAACUGCAGCGAGGAUCAGCCCCUCUACUUCCUGACGGGCCGGCACAUCUGACCCCGCCUCUCUGAACCCCCGCACCCCGACCCCGCCCUCCACCUGCCUAACCCCGCCCUCCUUCCUCCCCGCAAGACGAUAAUCACUUGCGGAGAACGUGUCCGGCCGGGCGCCGGACCAACAAUCAUUUCCCGUGGCCGGAGCGGAAGAGCGGCCAGGCCCAGCGGCCGCCGAUCUCCAGCCAGCGCAGACGUGCACGCUCUGCACACUCCAUGCUGCACUAUAACGGGGACCUACGCGGACCCAGACUCGUGAGGACCCCCUCGGGCGUCCUCCGCCUGUCCCGACUGCAAUUCAGAGUACGACCCUCAGCAAUGCAAAAUCAUGGGCCGAAGCAAGGCCGAGGGAGGGUCUUUUUCUUUUCUUUUUUUUGUUUAGUUUUUUAUUUUAUUUUUUUUGCACGGUUUUCCCAGGAGCUGACUUGAAUGUUAUUUUUGUGUGUUUUAUUUAUGGGAAGGACUCUUAUGUGUUGCAAACAGGGAAGCCCCGCCCCAGCUGUUGUAUAUCCUGUACUCAACGGACACUCUCUCUCAGGGUGUAAAUGUGGCUUAAGUUAGGUGUUACUUUUUAAGGCAAAGUAAUGGACGCUUUGAAUGUCACUGUUUUCGCAUUGUGUUGAGCAAGGUUUCGCAACAUCUGGACUUCAGAGAUAAGGCACCAUCUCUGACUCUGUAGUAUUCUUCUUUCCCCCCCCUCCUCCACACAUGCGGAGGCCAGCAAGCAUCCAUCAAACAACACUGCCACAGGAGUAUGUCAUGAAUCAAACCGUGACCAAAGACUAGCCUUGAGCAAAGUCAAAACCUCUUUGGGAUGCCAAACGAUGCAGUAUGAACGCAUUUUACUGCUCUUUCUAUUGUGCCUUCAAUCUUACAACCUGGCAACCCUCACCACACAGACCCAGCCUCUUGUAGUUUUACAUUUAUUAUUUUAAGCACAGUUGCUAACAAAUGACUAAUGGCUCUGGCUAGUGGGAAGACUGGAUUUCAUGUGCUAGACUCUUUGCUGCCGUUUGGCUUGUGUCGUUCAGACCCGUGUCUGAAAAGUAUUUCAGACACGGUUCAUGCACUGCCUUAAGGGAGUGUCAUAACACUGGCAAAAGACAAAAUCCACCCCCCCCCCUUGAGUACAGCUAUCACUACCUUUGUGACUAACAGCAAGCUUUUGCCGUGUGCUUUGCCCAAACUGUUCUGUUUACACAUUACGUGCCUGUAGACCAGCUCUUGCAUAGUGUUACGUGCCUGAAAGUAUUGAUGGCUUCAGCUAUACCUCAUCUACCUGAAACCGAUUUUUAUUGCAAACACAGGUUUUUCUCACAGAAACCUGAGACUGAGGGAGAAAAAGCUGUUUACUGCAGUCAUCACUAGGUCAAAUCAACAUGCAGAUUUAUAAAUACCCACCAACGGGGGUAGGAAUAUUUCUGUAUGUAAGUGCACAGGGUAUUCCGUACAAUAUGCCUUCUGUCAUUUUCCUGCCUAGAUUUAAUAGAGCUCUGAUUGCAAGUCCUUACUUUUUGAAAGAUAUGUAUACAUAUCAGUAUUUACAGACGCUGUUCAGGUUCACUACUUUAAUCAGGGGUAUUCAACCUGAAACACUCUCUGGUCACAUGUCAUGUUCUCCUGUUGUGUCAUGCUUUAACCACUUUUCUGUAAUUUUCAGUAAAAAUGGGAUCAUGCUGUAAGUUUAAAUGGUAAAAACAGUGGAACUAGGUCAAUAAAAAUCUGAAACUAAUUUAUGACAGGGACACCCUCACUGAAUUUCUUGAAAUGAAGCUAAAAGAUUCCGAUCUUUCAGUGUACUGCCUUUGUCAGUGAGUGGGUUACUCUGAUGGGGAGUUUUAAACUCAUGUGGGCAAAUUCAUUCGGUCCACCUUUCAUACAAAAAAAAUCAAAGGGCACCAUAUCAAGUUUUACACCAUGUCAGUUUGUAAAAAGGGAAAUGAUUCAGUCUAGCCCAUUGUGCUCAGGGCAUCCACACGUAAGCUGUUUUGAGAUGCCUACCUUGACUUUCACAUAGUGUGAUGUCAUGUCAUUCCACUUCAAAUAAUCUGAAACCACAACAUAAAACUGUGUGGAUCCUAAACAGUGUGUGGGAAAUAACGGUAUAUCCUGUGUCUUGAUGGGGUCACCUGGCACGUUUUACAGAAAUUGAUACUAUCAUAAAAUGUGAUAAGCUUUGUUUACAUUAUAAGAAAACUAGUACACUAAACCAAACCUAGAAAUGUUAAGGGUUUUGUGAUUUUGUAGUCCAUGGUCACUUUUUUCCGGCAAAUAUUGAUAAUGAAAAUAUUACUGUUUUGUGAUGGCUAAGGCACAAAGGAUCCAGGAUGAGAUUCAUUGUUGUGUCAUUUAUGGGUAACUCUUGCAUUUCUGUUAUUAGAAAUAUUUUAUUUAAAUGAGAUUCAGUCAUGUUUUUUAAUGGAUUCAUUAUUACUGCACAAGCUAUCUUGAACUGAUAAUCAAGCUUUUUCUUAUGGAGGUAGCCAUACAGUGUUUGCCCAAGCUGCAUUCUGUAGUCCUUUUAAGCUUGGUUGAAACCUGCAGCAGUAGCUUUGCUCAGCACUGUUUGGGUAUUAUUUUCAUGCUGGUACAUUGCGGGGUAUGUGGUAGUUUGCUGGCUGUGUAUCUUAUUUGUGUCCCGAUUAGGCAUUGUCAGUAUGGCCCUGUUGACUGCUUUGGACUGAUCAGGAUGUUUCAGUGAAUGGAAGAUUUAUGAACAGUAAAUUAGACUAGAAUCACCCAGCCACUGUGCACGUACGCUGCCAAAAAUUCAUUCAUAAGUGAAUGUGCAAUACAUUCAAAUCCGUUAUUAGUGCAACAAAAAAAAAUUAUAGCAGUGCCCAUCUAAAGAAACAAUCUGACCGUUAAAACUCAACGUUUAACAAGAAGAUGGCAUGUUACACAAUUUGCUUUUCAAAAUGUCGUAUGUAAUUGCUGUUGGUUUUAAAUAAAUAUUGUAUUUGUUUCCUUUUUAUACCAACGGCGUCCUUGUCGCCUGAGUGAUCUACCUCAUGUUUACUGUUUCGUUGAUUCUGUGAACACACGACUUAGAAUUGUGAUGUUUUUUUUUUUUUUU